AUGCUUCGCCGCACGGUGCUCUUCCUCGCCGCGCUCGCGGCCACGAUCGCCGAGGCGGUUGUGCCCGUCAACGUCAUGCUCGCCCUCGACACGGUCGUCUUGGACGGCGCGGGCAACACCCAACUCAAGGACCGCACCAAGCUCGACACGCAGUUCGGCAAGCUCAAGGCCAACGGGGCGACCGGCAUCAUGGCCGACUGCUGGUGGGGCCUCGUCGAGAAGGCGGGGCCGCGCCAAUACAACUUUGCCGCGUACCUCGACAUGGCGCAACUCGCGGCCAAGCACGGGCUCACGAUUCAAAUGGUGCUCUCGUUUCACUCGUGCGGCGGCAACGUCGGUGACGCGUGCAACAUCCCGAUUCCGAGCUCGUGGUUCACGCGCAACGACGUGUGGUACACGACGCGGUCGGGCUUGAGUGACCCCGAGUACAUCUCGCUCUGGGCGGACGCGACGCCACUCGACAAGUUUGGCCGGACGCCCAUCGACAUGUACCGUGAAUUUAUGACGGCUUUCAAGACCAAGGUCAUGGACGCUGUCCCCAACACGGUGGUUGAAGUCCAGAUCGGCGCCGGGCCCGCGGGCGAGCUCCGGCGGUCGUUGGAGCUACUGCGGCAUUGGCGAGUUUACGAGCUACGACGCGUUCGCGGCCAAGAGCAUUGCGGCCCGCGCAAAUGCUACCAAUAA
This is a messenger RNA of Saprolegnia diclina VS20, 684 nucleotides long. RefSeq lists its product as hypothetical. Gene Ontology annotation, biological process: polysaccharide catabolic process. Gene Ontology annotation, molecular function: beta-amylase activity. Bases 1 to 684 code for a protein of 227 amino acids. The transcript has 2 exons. Lineage: Eukaryota; Oomycota; Saprolegniomycetes; Saprolegniales; Saprolegniaceae. The record is from RefSeq and is a predicted model, not a curated record.